AUGGGAUUCCAGCCCGAAGAGCUGGCGGCCGACGCCCGCCCAGCCGUCGUCGAGACCGUGACUUGCCACAACGACAAGGCGCCUUCACCGCCAAACUGGAGCCCGCUGUUUCGCCACCCGUGCGAGUUCGGCCCCUCCGUGUUCGGCGAUGUUUUGGUCAAUCUCAUCCAGAACCCCAAUAUCAAUUCGUCGUGGCUCUUCCGCGCCGACAUUCUGUAUGACUCAGCCGCCUCCGAGUCAAAGGGCCCGGGCCGCCCAGAUGACGAGCUUGGCCCGCCAUCCGAGACCGACAACACAUCGUCUGGUCCAGUGCGCAUUCCUUCUUUUGCCGGGUAUGAGUUGAAGCGCACCAUCGUCCGGCGACUCAUUCCGAGGAACACGCUGCGGGACAAGCCCCUGGAUCAAACAUGCCUCAUCUACCAGACUGUAUCUAAUCAGAAGGGGGGAGAAGAAUCGGACGAUGUAGUCAUUCCAGAAGAGAAUACACUGGUAGUCUACCUCCCCCAUGUUGCGGAUGGCAGUGAAAUGCCCUUUUACCACCCCGUCGUAAAAGGGAUAGCCUUUCUGCACAGUUGGACGGCUGCAGAAUCCUCAGGGUCCAUCUCCAUUUCCUACCAGUUCUUCAACGAGGCAGAAGACCGUUCCACCGUCAAGCUGACCAGAACGGCGCUGCGUCUCCUCGAGGUCAUCCAUAAACACGGCAAGGGCCGGUUAGCAGGCUACCAAAAGCGAGUCCACCACGACCAAAUCCUACCCCAGGCGCGCGUGCAAAACACAUAUGCCCAGCUCAAGCGCAAGUACGCGCGUGAGCUGAUCGAGAGCUGGGCUGAGACUACGGACCCGGAGAAACACGUGUUCGAGGACCUGUGCAUCGCCGCGUUUCUGGUCGAAUUAUGGGCGGAUAUGUACGGGCGCCCCAGCCGCCAAACCCCCUUUCCGGGGUUUGUGGACAUUGGCUGUGGCAACGGCCUGCUUGUUUACAUUCUGAACCGGGAAGGGUUCGGGGGUUGGGGCUUCGACGCGCGCGCGCGCAAGUCCUGGUCCACAUACAACACCAAGUUCAUAGCCCCUUCGGGAAGUGAGGAAGACACCCUCCAAGAACUCGUCCUCCUCCCAGCCCCAGUCAGCAGCGGCGAGGAGAUCACAACCACCACCCUCCCACAGGACCGCAUCCACAACGGCCGCUUCCCAAAAGGCACAUUCAUCAUCUCCAACCACGCCGACGAGCUCACCCCCUGGACCCCAAUCCUCGCGACACUUUCAGAAUGCCCGUUCAUAGCCAUCCCCUGCUGCAGCCACAACCUCGCAGGCGAGCGGUACCGCGCACCACCGCCCAGGGACAAGACCAAGGCUGACUCGGCGUACUCGUCCCUGGUAGCGUGGGUGGCGGAUAUCGCGACGGACUGUGGGUGGGAGGUGGAGCAGGAGAUGCUUCGGAUUCCGAGUACACGUAACACGGCGAUGAUCGGGCGGACGCGGUCACGGGGAGCGGAGCUGGUGGAUGUUGAUGAUGUUGUCCAGCGGUAUGGAGGCGCCGCUGGGUAUUUGGCGAGCGUGAUCAAGCUUGUCACGUCUACCUCGUCAGGGGUUGAACAUUGA
Molecule: messenger RNA, 1599 nt
Organism: Dichotomopilus funicola
Lineage: Eukaryota; Fungi; Ascomycota; Sordariomycetes; Sordariales; Chaetomiaceae
Exons: 1
Coding region: 1-1599 (532 amino acids)
Biological process (GO): tRNA methylation
Molecular function (GO): tRNA (uridine) methyltransferase activity
Source: RefSeq, a predicted model, not a curated record